Messenger RNA from Branchiostoma belcheri (Belcher's lancelet), 4244 nucleotides. Its product is annotated as tyrosine-protein kinase receptor Tie-1-like. The record is from RefSeq and is a predicted model, not a curated record. Gene Ontology annotation, biological process: protein phosphorylation; multicellular organism development; cell surface receptor protein tyrosine kinase signaling pathway. Bases 125 to 2209 code for a protein of 694 amino acids. Gene Ontology annotation, molecular function: transmembrane receptor protein tyrosine kinase activity; ATP binding; protein binding. The transcript is spliced from 18 exons. Lineage: Eukaryota; Metazoa; Chordata; Leptocardii; Amphioxiformes; Branchiostomatidae. Gene Ontology annotation, cellular component: signaling receptor complex.
CUAACAGGCAGGCACAACGUAUGUCAUAAGAAAGUACAUGUGUAUGUGAGUACUUGCUUUCUGGAGAUAGUUGGGACUUUUUUUAGCUGUCUACUUGUGACGUCUGUUGUAUCGCCUUCCAGACAUGGCCUGCAAUGACCUCGUCAGCAGUGGUGUUACAUGGGUCGUCAUUGUGUUUUGUCUCAUCUCUACAUCGAUAGCAAACUGGACCUACGAUCCGGAUCUACUGAGGACCAGUCUUACCUUACCCUGGGACGACACCGGCGUGGACAACUCCUUUGUAAAGUUCGUGGUUCAGCUGUACAGGAGCAAGGGCAGGAACUGCAGUGACGUGUAUAGACCAGCGAUGGUACAAGAACUGCCGGUAUACGUGUGGAGACAGGCCACCUUCACCGGUCUGCAACCCGGAACCCUCUACUGCAGAAACUGCACAAUUGUGACAACACACGGGAACAAAAGUUGCGGAAGUUAUACACCUAUAAACACCAAGCCGAGUAAUUCUACAGAUCGGACCGGAAGGUCCUUUAACUCUGUGUCAGUCACUAACACCAGCAUCACAGUCACGUGGCCGUCCUUCACAGAACAGAGAGAAAGUGGGCAUCUGGACAUAACAGUUUUCUUCUAUUACAUGCUGGACAUCAUGCCAGUUGAGGCUGAAACAAAACGUCCACAGAUGUUUUACAACGAGACUGAAUUAGAGGCAACUUUUGAUGCUCUUACUCCGGGAAAGGAAUAUGAGAUUGAGUUGACAACAGCUGGAAACUCGCCUUCGCUGGUCCACAGGCUCGCCCCUUUUUAUUGGAGGAUGUUAACAGUCGACAUAGUUUCUACUGCUCCUUCUCCCGUGGAAGAAGUGUCCGUCAUAACCACGGAUUCGACAUCCGUAACGUUCAACCUGACACCACCAAAGGAAGGGUUUGUAGACCUGUUUCAGAUACAGGCAACGUCCCCGCAUCACACAAGCCCUCUUGUAGACGUACCGUUUCCAGACGAGACCCUGGCAAGUGUUGGAGCUACUCUGUCCAACCUGCAGCCUGAGACGACGUACAACCUUUCCGCCACGGCAGUCGCCAAAGGCAGGACGGGCCAGGCUAGGGUUGUAACCUUCACGACAGAGGCUGUCCCCGUUGAUCCAAGACUCGUUGGUUCCGUCACAACCGCUCUCGUAGUUACCCUGAUAGCAGCAGCCUUCUGUACCGUGUGGAUAGUCAGGCGGCGCAAGUACAAGUUAGACCCGGCACAGCUAUUCAAGGAGGUUCUUGAGGAUAUCGUCGGUUCUGAGAAGAUGGAGCCAUGGCUGAAGAACAGAAAGGACCUGUUUCUUGAGGAACUGAUCGGAGAGGGGGAAUUCGGUCACGUGAGGAAGGGCGUGUUGAGGGAAGAUGGACAACAGGCCGUCAUUGUAGCUGCCAAGACGCUCAGAAUUGACCGAGCUAACGAGAUGACAUACCGGGACUUUGCAAAGGAGGCGAGCCUGCUGAUGGAGGUCAACAAUGACGGGGGUCACGUGAACAUCGUCAGUCUGGUUGGACUGGUGGUGGAUGGAGUAAAGAAGAAAGAUCCACGGUACAUUCUUGUCGAGUACGCCGAGCCAGGAGAGUUACUCUGGUACCUGGUGAACGUUCAGAACAACCGGCAUCAGGCUGGCUUUCCGCCGGGCUUAGGACGACAACUCACCGAGGUGGCCAUCGACAUUGUCCGAGGGAUGAUCGAGUUAGAACGCCGUCGGAUCACCCACCGUGACCUGGCGUGUAGAAACAUCGUCCUGUGUUCUCCUGACGGACAGGCCGGCCGGCUGGUCGCUAAAAUCUCCGACUUCGGACUGGCCCGUGACGUGUACGUGACGACACAGUACAUGAGGCAUCCUCUGACAAAUAUGCUGCUUCCAAUAAAGUGGAUGGCAAUAGAGUCCCUGAUUGAGGGUGUGUACAGCUGCAAAAGUGACAUGUGGGGAUUCGGAGUCGUGCUGUGGGAGAUGGCGACUUUGGGAGGAACACCUUAUCCCGAGGUUUAUGGUUACGAGACUCUGGUAACAAGGCUCCGCCGAGGGUACCGCCUGCAGAAACCUAACGGAUGUUCAGACGAGCUGUACGAAGUGAUGAAGCUAUGCUGGCAGGAUGACCCGGAUGUAAGACCCACUCCUGACGUGAUGGAGGACAGGCUAGAACAGCUGAUGGAACAAGACAGGGCCUUAUUCCCGGAGACCUAGGACACGACUACAAUCACACAUUCUUGGAUUAUAAUUGAUGAAAAAAAUCUAGGAAAAAGUAAAGUAAAAUAAACACAAUGACUGCGGAGAGGAACUGGCUGUUGGCCCUACGCCCAACACCAGGUGACGCCAAUAUCCAAUCAAGGAGAGAUUCGUGCAACGCCAUUUGGCCAUUCUGUACUGGAGCAGUGCCGACUAGCGGAUGGUGGUGGUAAAGCAGAAGGGGACCAAGUGGACUUGAAGUUUGGGCGAAGAUACGAUGGAGACGGGAGAUUUUUGCGGUGGCGAAAACAACAGCAGGGAAAAGGAUAAGUUCAGUGGGCAUGGUAAAAACGUAGCGUAAAACUCAGCAAUGUUUCAUUUACAUGGAUAUCACUACAUAAAUCGUACUCCAGAAAUUCUACUACAAUAUCAACUGCACUAGAAAAGAAAUGGCCAACAAAUUUUCCAUAUGUGUACAUCACUGUUUCUGUAUAUGGUAUAUAUGUGGUGAGAGUUAAGUUCAUAAACAAAGAAUCACAGUAUUGAUGUAUAUUGACCAUUGUUUCUAUUAUGACUUCACCACCUCGUGGUGAUGUCAUAUUGUUUUUGCUGACGUUUCUUCUUCUCCUUCUUCUCCUCCUGCCAUUUCUUUAAAAUGAUUCAACCCCUUCAUUUUGGGGCCAAAUAACAUGAAAUUUAGCAUGAAGAUACAGUGGCAAAAUACCCCCAGUCGUUGUUUUUUCAUUUUCUUGAUACAGACUCGUAGAAUGGUUUUAUUUGGACUUUUUGUUUGUGUUAUAGGUAAUGUACUGUAGCAGUGUGUGUUGCCAAGAUUGUAGCGUGACCAUAUUUGGGCAUAGGGCCAAUGCCCAAAUAUGGGAAGCAGGUGCACCCUGUUUGGAGAUCUGGUCUCUGAUUGGCUGUUCCCUUAAUUACUUUACUGCUGAAUGAACCAUAUACAGAAACAGUGAUGUACACCAGACUUCUACAUACUUAUAAUAGGAAUAGUUACUUUGUUUUUUUACAAGUAUUAGCCAGGAAAAGAAGUCUUUUGGGUUGUAAAUCGGUAGAAACAUGUCAUAUAACCUACAUUUCUAUAUACCUUGCUAUUUUUUUAACCAAAUUUUAAAAUAUUUUAACCACUUAAGCUGCUUUCCUCUAUUCUUCUUGCUGAUUGGCUGUUGAGAUCUAGUUGGGUUAACUGUAUUAACAGCUGCACAUAGCCAUACCAUAUUGACAGUAUUGAACUGUAUUUAAGUGUUUUGGGGUAAAUAUGUAAAACUUUCCUUCUCAAGCAUUGGAAUGUGGAACAUAAACGCUUUUUUUAUCUUGAAAAUCAACAGCAUUAUGAAAAUAAAUCCUAACUAAUAAUGUAGGCGAUAGCUAUCCAACUGUUGCAUUCUUAUUUAUAUGUCACAGACUUCAUACUAUAUUUAUAUCAAUAUAAAGCAUUGUUUUCCCUUGUAUUUCUCGUUCUUUCCCUGCCAUGUCGUGAAACUUGGUGAAGUCAUGCUACAUCUGCUCCAAAGCAGAUGCUGGCCUUUCUAGUUCUCUACGUUUUGUAAGAGAAUACAAAACUUUCAUAUCAAGUCAAUAAUUUCAAGGGGACUUCUGAUAUCAUUUCCUUGCCAGUUUCCUAGUAUUCAUAUUAAACUUAGUGCUACAUCACAAAAGGUAAAAAAAGCAAUACAAUAGAAAAACAAGUCCUGAGAAUAUAACAGUAUGUACUCUAAGCCUGCAAAAUGACCAACUGCUUUAGUCUUUGUGAAAUGAGUAUUUCAUGAACAAACAAAAUCAAACUAAACAUACUACCGUUGAUAUAUAAGUUUGUGCAGCAAAUAAAAUUAAUACAAUAAUUUUGUCCCCAUCUUGUAAUUGUGUACAGUUUUCCAUAUCAAUGUUUCACUGGUGCUCAUGUAAACUAAACAUUCUUACCAUGCUUUAGAAUUUCCUAAGAUUUUCAUGUAGAUCAAUAAACAAAGGCAUCCAUAUGUACAAUGUAUCUAUUACAUUACAGUACAGUACAGAUCUAACAAGAGUUCCGAGAUCUCAU